Messenger RNA from Staurois parvus, 1794 nucleotides. The record is from the annotation of a GenBank genome assembly. NCBI's taxonomy places the organism in Eukaryota, Metazoa, Chordata, Amphibia, Anura, Ranidae.
AUGGACUAUUCACCUAAAACACCACUGCUCAGUGAGGUUAGAUUUUCUGCCAUUCAAGCCCCUGUCUCCACAAUAUUAGAUAAAAAAGAGGAAGAACAGGCUAAAGCUUUGUUUGAGAAGAUACGUCAUUUCCGUUGCCAUGCUGAAAACUCAGAUGCUGUAUACAAAGUUUAUGUAGGGCAGAUUGUGUUUAAAGUUAUGACAGUAAUGCUGGUGCUUGGGUAUGCACUUAGCUUAAUAGGAUUGUUCAAUUUCCAGCAUACCUGCAAACCUGGAAUACAUAAUCUUAUGGGAUAUUCUCUGUUCACCUGCACACACAACUUGGCAUUCAUACUUGAAAAAAUUCUGUUGACUUAUGUUCUGUUUCUCUGCCUCUAUGCAUUUUUGUCUUUUUAUGCCUUAUUUUGGCUUUUCAGAAGUUCACUCAAGACGUACUCUUUUCAAAAACACAGUGAUGGGACUGGUUUUGGAGAUAUUCCUGAAGUCAAAAAUGACUUUGCCUUUUUGUUGCACAUGGUAGACCGCUACGACUCAUUGUACUCCAAAAGAUUUUCAGUAUUUCUGUCAGCCGUGAGUGAAGGACGGCUCAGAGAGCUUGCACUGAACUCUGAAUGGUCAAGGGACAAGUUGAAAGAUACAAUUGGCAAGAAUGCCAAAGGACAGUAUGAACUGCAACUUUCAAUGUUGCCUGCAAUACCAAAAUCUGUUUAUGAACUGAAUGAGGUUGAAGUUCUUAAGUUGGAACUGAUCUCAUCUGCAAGGCUUCUAGGAGCAGUGUCCCAGCUGAAAUCUCUCUCCGAGCUCCACAUCAGCCAUUGUUCUGUAAAAGUGGACCCUGAUGCACUUAGUUUUCUUCAGCAGAGUGUGAAAACCCUUCAUAUCAGGUUCACAGACUUGGAGGAACUCCCAUCUUGGUUGUACUGUUUAAAGAACUUACAGGAACUGUACCUAUCUGGGAACCUCAACUGUUCUAGCAAUAAAACCAUUCGUCUGCAUUCCCUGCAUGGACUUCGUGGUCUUCAAUCUCUUUCUUUGACAAGCAACUUAUCCCACAUACCAUCAGCUGUAAUGGAUGUGGCUGGCCAGCUGUCUAAGUUAAGUAUACAAAAUGGAGACACUGAGCUUGGCUCACUAGGGCAGCUCAGAAAGAUGAACUGUUUGGUGACACUCAGGCUCCUCCAUUGCAAGAUCUCAAAAAUUCCUGGUGUAGUUUCUGGCUUAACAAGUAUGCAGCACAUAGAUCUGACAUCCAACCUCAUCCAGAAUGUUGAUGAACUUGGUACUCUUCAACGUCUUCGAAGUCUCACCGUAUUGAAAUUAUGUCACAAUGCCAUAUUACGGCUUCCACCAUCUAUUGAACUUUUGCGCAAUUUGGAGGAACUUUCCAUUUCCCAUAAUAAGCUUGAUAACUUGCCAGUUCCUCUCUUUAACCUGGUUAGAUUGAGGUAUUUAGAUUUUAGCUAUAACCUUAUCAGAGUUAUCCCUCCAGAAGUUGUUCACCUCACACGCCUAGAGACGCUGGCGGUUACAGCUAAUCAAAUCUCUUACUUGCCACAUGAGUUGUUCCGCUGCUCUAGGCUCAAGUCUCUAUAUGCAGGUUCUAACAAACUGUCCAGUAUACCUUCUGAGAUUGGACAGCUGCCUUUGCUGUCUAGCUUGGAUAUUACAGGUAACAAUCUAGCAACCCUACCGAAGGAGAUCUGCGACUGCUUACAAAUGAAGAAAGGGGGACUGGAUGUGGAGGAACAUGUGCUGGCAAGCUUACCUAAGGAACUGAGGGCCAAGUAUAUGUAA